GAGGCUGGACUGCACAGCUGUCAGAAGACGAGAGAGGGGCCACAGGUGUGUCAAAGAUGAACUGGUUUGUAGUAGCUGCACUUGCUCUGUGCGUAAUUGCGCCUGGCACCGACUGUGCCGACGACUCCAUCGCCUGGUGUUAUCAUCUGCCAACCUGCAAUGAUACCACAUGGCCAAGAAUUGCUGCUCCGUUCUGCAACGGCACCAGACAGUCGCCCAUUAACAUCGUCACAGCAAACGCUGCAGGAGACGCCAGUUUGGGCAGUUUCACCUUUGUAAACUAUGACAACACCGCUAUCAUGAACAAGAUGGAGAACACCGGCAAAACAGUCAAAGUGAGUCUCAACAGUGGUGCCAAAGUUUCAGGAGGAAACCUGUCUGAGGCCUAUGACAGCCUGCAGUUCCACUUGCACUGGGGUAAUGGCUCCACUGUCCCCGGCUCCGAGCACACUGUGGAUGGAACUCAGUAUGCCAUGGAGCUGCACAUCGUAAACAGCAAGGAAAGCUUGAAUGGCAACACAACUCUAGCAGUUGCAGACCCCUCAGGACUUGCUGCUCUCGGUUUCUUCAUUGAGGCACUGUCAGAUGGUUCAACCGGCCAACCUGCAAGCUGGCGCAAUUUGGUUGCCUACCUGGAGAACAUCACAACCCAAAACCAGACCGUUAGUAUUACACCUGGGAUUUCCCUGAACGACCUCCUGUUUGGGGUGGAUCGCACCAGGUACUGGCGCUACCAUGGCUCCCUGACCACCCCCAGUUGUAAUGAGGCUGUGGUUUGGACUGUGUUCAAGGACACUAUCAAAAUCAGCACAGAUCUGAUUGAUCGCUUUGCAACUUUGCGCAUCGGCAACAGCAUGUCAGAACACAUGGUCAACGUUUUCAGAAACGUCCAGCCAGCGCUACCGGUGUCAACGCAGGUAUCCACCACCAGCGGCACCUCCAAAACCUGCUACUCUCUCGGUCUGAUGGCCCUCAGCGUUGUCCUGGGGAGAAGCUAGAACCAAACCCUGUACCCUCCCUUAUGGUUCCCUGACUUGUCCAAAAUGUUAAUACUUAAAAUAUGCACUGACUCUUUAUUAGUGCCUAUAGGUCAGAAUGUGUGUUGCAGCACACAAUAAGUCUUUUCACCUCGAAACCAAACGGAGCCAUAGUAUCACAAGAACUCUGCUUUCCAGUGUAGCUUUAUAUGUGAACAAUAUUAUCAUUGAAAGGUUGACGGGUAUGAAGUAUGGUGAUGGCUGCCUCUGCUGUAAUGUCCCUGAUAUCUUCUCAGGGUUGUGAUUACCUGCAACUUGUGUCUGUUUUGAGCUGCUGAGACAUGCAUGCACCUGCGCUAUGUUUACUGGGUAGUAAUGGUAGUUCUGGCAACAAUAAGAACAUGACAGUAUUUGUUGCAUUUUAAUCUGCAUUGAUGUUUGCUUUGUGUCUGUCAAGUUACAAAAAAACAUGCUGAAUUUUUUUUUGUUUUCUUUUUGUACCUCAGUUUUUAUUGCCUUUUUAAUUUUUGUAACCUCACUCGCUUUUGUUUUAUCUUAAUCAGUGCAGAUGUUGCAGUAGAAAUGCAUUAUUGUCACACAUGAAAUGAAGUUGUGUUUUACUUGGUGUAAUGAAGGAUCUUUUUAAUCUAUUGAACACCAUUAUUUAUCGAAAUGAUGUACACUGCAUUUAUACCUUCAUGCGGUAUUGCAGUACUUGUACACAUAGCCACUGUGACCUCUUGAUCUUAUCAAAUGCUGAAUAAAAUUGUUUUGUCAAUC
Messenger RNA from Amphiprion ocellaris (clown anemonefish), 1757 nucleotides. It is a transcript of the gene ca15b, whose product is annotated as carbonic anhydrase XVb. Gene Ontology annotation, molecular function: carbonate dehydratase activity; zinc ion binding. NCBI's taxonomy places the organism in Eukaryota, Metazoa, Chordata, Actinopteri, Pomacentridae. Gene Ontology annotation, cellular component: plasma membrane. Bases 57 to 998 code for a protein of 313 amino acids. The record is from RefSeq and is a predicted model, not a curated record. The transcript is spliced from 9 exons.